This is a messenger RNA of Striga hermonthica, 1269 nucleotides long. NCBI's taxonomy places the organism in Eukaryota, Viridiplantae, Streptophyta, Magnoliopsida, Lamiales, Orobanchaceae. The record is from the annotation of a GenBank genome assembly.
GUCGUCGCGUAUACUUCACGCCAGCUUAAGCCUCAUGAGCAGAACUAUCCGACGCACGACUUGGAGUUAGCAGCAGUUGUACAUGCUCUCAAGAUCUGGCGACAUUAUCUUUACGGCGGACGUUGCGAGAUUUUCACAGAUCACAAGAGCUUGCAGUAUAUCUUUACGCAGAAGGAGCUCAAUAUGAGGCAGCGCCGUUGGCUCGAACUUGUUAAGGAUUACGUCUGCUCUAUUCAGUAUCAUCCGGGGAAGGCGAACGUCGUCGCAGAUGCCCUAAGCCGAAAGGUGAAGGGUGACUUGACGUACGUCAUUACGCAGCAGAGUCCGAUAUUCAUGAGUUUGCCCGGAUUCACGAUGGAUUUCGUUACGGGAUUACCGAGAUCAUCUGAACAUCACGACGCUUUCUGGGUCGUGGUCGACAGAUUGACUAAGGUCGCUCAUUUCUUACCCGUUUCGAUGAAGAUGUCUCUGGACAAGUUGGCUGCGAUAUAUACCCAUGGGUUCAUCCGACUCCACGGAGUGCCCGUUACGAUCGUAUCAGACAGAGAUCCCAGAUUCGUCAGCCGAUUCUGGCACAAUUUACAUGAGGCGAUGGGCACGAAGUUAGAGUUCAGUUCAGCCUACCAUCCGGAGACGGACGGUCAGUCAGAGCGGACUAUUCAGACGCUUGAGGAUAUGCUUCGCGCUUUUGUUGUUGACAGGGGUGCUAAGUGGGAGUCGUUGUUGCCGUACGCCGAGUUCGAGUAUAACAACAGCUAUCAUUCUUCCAUUCAGAUGGCUCCUUACGAGGCACUUUAUGGUAGCAAGUGUCGUUCCCCUCUCUAUUGGGAUGACGUCGGAGAGCGGCGAGUACUCGGUCCUAAGAUGAUCGAGGAGACAGCGGAGCAGGUCGAGUUGAUCCGGCAGAGACUCAGGACAGCUCAGAGUCAACAGAAAUCUUCCGCCGAUCAUCAUCGACGAGACAUUCAGUUCGAGGUUGGCGAGCCAGCCUUUCUCAGAGUUCGUCCGAUUCGUGGAGUUGUACGAUUCGGAAAGAGAGGGAAGCUGCACCCUCGAUUCAUCGGUCCGUUCGAGGUUCUCGAGCGAGUAGGCGAGGUCGCGUAUCGACUAGCCCUACCUCCCGAGUUAUCAGGCAUUCAUAAUGUUUUCCACGCCUCUAUGUUGCGUAAGUACGUGUGCGACCCCGAUCAUGUCAUUCCUCUCACGGAUAUUCAGGUUCAGUCAGAUCUAUCGUACGAGGAGCGACCCGUGGCUGUACUAGACCGUCAG